Messenger RNA from [Candida] anglica, 312 nucleotides. The record is from the annotation of a GenBank genome assembly. NCBI's taxonomy places the organism in Eukaryota, Fungi, Ascomycota, Pichiomycetes, Serinales, Debaryomycetaceae.
AUGUUCUUCGUAUAUAUGAUGAUUAUUGUUAAUUAUGUAACGGGGAACUGUAUAUACAUACAUUAUCAACUAAGGGCAACAGCACCAAAUGACCCAUUGGGAGUCCUUGGGGUUUGUAAUGCUGGUGUGGUGGUCUUGUUGAUAUUGAUAUUUGGUUUCUUUUUGCUUAUUCAAGACUCUCUAACAAAUUUAUCCAACGCAGAGACAUUCCUCGCUCAAUCUACAAGCUUUUCAAGAAAUGUCCAGAGACUUGAAAUUAUCUUACGGAUGUCAGUACAAUAUAUCAAGGGGAUCCACUACUAUAGGAUCUAG